UGCUAUUUUGGCAAACUUUACAUCAACUUCCUUUCCUUUACUCUGCUAGCAUAAAAAUUGACUAGUUAGCUAAACCAGCCCUUUGAAAGCGUGGUGUUAUUAAUAUUAUGAGUUGUGCAAGUGCUGCAGUCUAGCUAACGCACCACAGAAAACUGAACAAGAUGAAUAUACGAAACGCCAGGCCGGAGGACCUUAUGAACAUGCAGCACUGUAACCUUCUGUGUCUGCCAGAAAACUACCAAAUGAAAUACUACUUUUACCAUGGAUUGUCCUGGCCCCAGUUAUCAUACAUCGCCGAGGAUGAAAAUGGAAAAAUUGUGGGUUACGUGCUGGCAAAGAUGGAGGAAGAUCCGGAUGAUGUGCCUCAUGGACACAUCACAUCGCUGGCGGUGAAGCGCUCCCAUCGACGUCUAGGUCUGGCUCAGAAGCUGAUGGACCAGGCCAGUCGCGCCAUGAUUGAGAACUUCAACGCCAAAUACGUCUCGCUUCACGUACGCAAAAGCAACCGAGCGGCCCUACAUCUCUACUCAAACACACUCAAGUUCCAGAUCAGUGAAGUAGAACCCAAGUACUACGCAGAUGGGGAGGACGCCUACGCCAUGAAGAGGGACCUGGCCCAUAUGGCAGAUGAGCUGAGAAAGCCUGGUCCCCGUGUGCCGGCUCAGGAGGCGCCUUCCGGUUCCGGUGACCCAGAGAGAGAAAACGAAAGAGACAGCGGCGGCGAGAGCAAAGAGCUGAGCGAAGUCAGCGAGGCCACCGAGAGCACGGAUGUCAAAGAUUCCUCCUCGGAUUCGCAAUGACGCUUGUAGGCUUUUUUUUUUGGUUUGGUUUUUUAAAGGAAAUAAUAGAAAAGAAUAAAUUCCUUUUUAAUGCCCCGCCCGCCCGCCCCUCCCUCGACAAUGCGCUCACAAUCAUGACGAGAUGAUGACACCAAUUUUUUUUUGCGAUACACUCUGGUCUGCCCAUGUAACACACUGAAGCUAAUAAAUAUAAUACAGUACAUCACUAGUGCAAUAAUUAGAAUAAACGUUUUGGGAAAUGAA
Molecule: messenger RNA, 1043 nt
Organism: Syngnathus acus (greater pipefish)
Lineage: Eukaryota; Metazoa; Chordata; Actinopteri; Syngnathiformes; Syngnathidae
Gene: naa10
Product: N-alpha-acetyltransferase 10, NatA catalytic subuni
Exons: 8
Coding region: 162-800 (212 amino acids)
Biological process (GO): N-terminal peptidyl-glutamic acid acetylation
Cellular component (GO): NatA complex
Molecular function (GO): protein-N-terminal-glutamate acetyltransferase activity; protein N-terminal-serine acetyltransferase activity
Source: RefSeq, a predicted model, not a curated record